AUGCAUCCAUCGAAGUUGCUUCUACGACCAGCUUCGAACGCAAUGGCGACGCGAAAACUCGCCGACUACGCGGGUUUCAGGAGAGUCCUGGACGAAUCGAAGAGCAUCGCAGUCCUUACGGGCGCCGGCGUCUCCGCCGAAUCGGGAAUACCCGUUUUCCGGGGCGCCGGGGGCUUCUGGAGGACGCACAGGUCGCAGGAUCUGGCGACGCCCCAGGCUUUCGCCGCCAAUCCAUCUUUGGUGUGGGAGUUUUACCAUUACAGAAGGAACAUCGCCUUCAAUGCCCAACCGAACGAGGCGCACAAAGCCUUAGCUCUGUACGAAAAUAAAUGCAACAAGGAAGGCAAAAGCCUGACAAUCGUAACUCAAAACGUCGACGGGUUACAUCAAAGGGCCGGCUCCGCGAACGUCGUUGAAUUGCACGGCGCCUUGCAUAAAGUGAAAUGCACGAAUAGCAAAUGUAAAUUCAUAGACGAGAAUUACGACAACCCGAUUUGCGAGGCCCUCAGAGGCAGGGGCGACCCGGCCGAGGACAAUUACGAUCUUCCUUUAAUCGACAAAAAGGAACUGCCGUCUUGUAAACGGUGCAAGCACUUGGUGAGGCCUUACAUCGUUUGGUUCGGGGAGAAUUUGGACGUUAAAGUGAUGACAGCCGCAAGAGAAGCGAUAGAUACUUGCGAUUUGUGCAUAGUCGUCGGGACAUCGUCUGUCGUCUAUCCGGCCGCCAUGUUUGCUCCUUCGGCUGCUGAAAGAGGCGUACCCGUUGCGGAAUUUAAUCUCAACGAAGAGCCCGCUGAUGAGAAGUUCUCCUUCCAUUUUCCCGGUCCCUGCGGCUCGACUUUGCCCAGGGCCCUGGGUGUGGAAUCAGUAUAG
Phyllotreta striolata is the source of this 873-nucleotide messenger RNA. The record is from the annotation of a GenBank genome assembly. Lineage: Eukaryota; Metazoa; Arthropoda; Insecta; Coleoptera; Chrysomelidae.